Molecule: messenger RNA, 1388 nt
Organism: Setaria italica (foxtail millet)
Lineage: Eukaryota; Viridiplantae; Streptophyta; Magnoliopsida; Poales; Poaceae
Product: protein CUP-SHAPED COTYLEDON 1
Exons: 3
Coding region: 1-1002 (333 amino acids)
Biological process (GO): regulation of DNA-templated transcription
Molecular function (GO): DNA binding
Source: RefSeq, a predicted model, not a curated record
AUGGAGGAGGGGCUUCCGCCGGGGUUCCGGUUCCACCCGACGGACGAGGAGCUCAUCACCUACUACCUCACACGCAAGGUCUCCGACUUCGCCUUCGCCACCCGCGCCAUCGCCGACGUCGACCUCAACAAGUGCGAGCCAUGGGAUCUCCCAAGCAAAGCUAGCAUGGGUGAGAAGGAGUGGUACUUCUUCAGCAUGCGCGACCGCAAGUACCCGACCGGCAUCCGCACGAACCGCGCCACCGACUCCGGCUACUGGAAGACCACCGGCAAGGACAAGGAGAUCUUCCACUGCGGCAUGCUCGUGGGGAUGAAGAAAACAUUAGUCUUCUACAGGGGUAGGGCUCCCAAGGGAGAGAAGACCAGCUGGGUCAUGCACGAGUACAGGCUCCAGAACAAGUUCCCCUACAAACCCAACAAGGAGGAAUGGGUGGUGUGCAGGGUGUUCAAGAAGUCCCAGAUCAUCAAGAUAAGGCCGCCACAAGGAAGCCCCACGAUGGACGACUCCCUAGGCCACGACGCCAACGCCUCCCUCAGCGAGCUCGGGGAGCUCGACGUCUCCUCCAUCCUCGGCGGCUUCGCGCCGGCGCCCGCGGCGCACACGUCCUCCAGCUCGCCGGGCGGCGCGCUCCACCAUGGCGCCGGCGGCGAGAGCUUCGGCCACAGCAGGGUGGACAUGAGCGCGUACAUGAGCUGGAUGGCGGCGGCCAAUCAGGGCGCCGCGGCGGCCGCUGCAGCCGCCAUGCUUCCCUGGGCCACGACGACGACGCCAGGAUUGUUCGGCAAUGUCUUCGCGCCGAACCAACACCAGCUGGUGCAGAAGCCGCUUCCGUUCGCCGGCCAGCCGCGAGACCUCGGCGGUUUUGUGGGGAACGCCGGAAGUGAGCACGCCAUGUUCGCAAGCUCGUUGGCAAAGGUUGAGAUGGAAUGCGAUCAGCAGCAGCCACCGCCGCCGCCGGAGCAGCAACUGGCAAUGAACGAGUCGACUUGGAGGGCAUUCUGAUCAUCUCCUAUAUUAUAUUAUAUACAGACAAAUUAUUCCUACACCACAGCGAUCAACGACUUCGUUCUGGACUUGCGGCUGCUCAAUUAAUAUAAACUUGUAUGUAGGGGAAUAUUGUAGGUGAUGUAUGGGACAAACCCAUUUGGUUGAAAAACAGUAAAUUUAACUAGAAAAGUUCAUGUUAAAAUGGGACAAACCCACUAGGUCAAAAGAAGUAAAGUUCUACUAUAGAAGUGUACGUGUCUGUCGAUUUGUGUACUAUGUUUUGUAAGAAACAUUAUAUGCUUGGUCGAUUUGUUAUUGUAAGGAAAAGGUAAAAUUUCUUAUUAGUGGGUCUUUGAACUUGAACAAUGUUUCGAUAAUAUAUACAAAAGAAUCUUACUUAA